UCAGCAGUGCACUGAAUAGUGAACUAGAGAGCUGAUUGAGACGCAGAUUGAGUGUGUAUUUCUCUUAUAUCUGUUCAUUGUUCUCAUUUUAAACAGGACGAAGUGUCCAAACACUGAGGGAAACUGCUGAAGCGACUGAUGUCCACACUGUUAUAAAGAUGGCGUUUAUUAAAGUGGAGAGUGAAGACCUGAAGAUUGAAGACACAUUCACAGUCAAAAUGGAAGAUCCUCAGGAACAAACAGAGCUGAUGGUGCUGAAAGAAGAGACUGAAGAACUGAAUGAAACAGAAGAGAAAGAGCUGAUGGUGCUGAAAGAAGAGACUCAAGAACUGAAUGAAAUGGAAGAGAAAGAUCAGUUUGAGAAAAACCAAGACUUAAUAGCCGAUGAAAUGGCAAAAAAGACUUCACCUCAUAAAAGAGAUCAGGAAACCAAAUCUAAUAGUAACUUUACCUGCAGUCAAUGUGGAAAAAGUUUUACUCAAAAAUACAAGCUUAGAGUUCACAUUAGAGUUCACACUGGAGAGAAGCCUUUCUCGUGUGAUCAGUGUGGAAAGAGAUUCAUUGAAAACACAAGACUUGUAUCCCACAUGAGUACUCAUACCAGAGAGAAGCCUUACUCAUGUCCCGAGUGCGGAAAGAGUUUCAAACAAAAGCAAAAUCUUGCAAUUCACAUGAGAAUUCACACUGGAGAGAAGCCUUUCUCAUGUGAUCAGUGUGACAUGAGUUUCAAUCAAACACAAAACCUUAAAGCCCACAUGAACGUUCACAACAGGGAUAGGCCGUAUGUCUGCCAACAGUGUGGAAAGACAUUCAGGCAAAUACAAAUCCUUGAAAAUCACAUCAAACUUCACACUGGAGAGAAGCCGUGUGUCUGCCCUCAGUGUGGAAUGAGAUUCGUUCAUAAACAGAGACUUAAAAGGCACAUGAAAGUUCACAAUAAAGACAAACAGACAAUAAAGCCUUUCCUUUGCCAGCAAUGUGGAAAGAGUUUUGCCCAGAAUGGUACCCUUAAAAUCCACAUGAGAGUUCACACUGGAGAGAGACCUUACACUUGCGCUCAAUGCGGGAAGAGUUUUACACAGAAAAGCAAACUUGAUUACCACAUGAGGCUUCACACUGGAGAGAAACCUUUCCUCUGCCAACAGUGUGGAAAGAGUUUCAGUCAAAAGAAAUGCCUUGAAGUCCACAUGAGAGUUCACACUGGAGAGAGACCUUACACUUGCACUCAAUGUGGAAAGAAUUUUUCACAGAAAGGCAACCUUGAUUACCACAUGAGAACUCACACUGGAGAGAGACCUUACACUUGCACCGAAUGCGGAAGGAGUUUUACACAGAAAGGCAACCUUGAUUCUCACAUGAGGACUCACUCUUUAGAGAAGCCGUUUGUAUUUGGCCAGUAGGGUUCUGCGUCAAGGACUGGUUCCAUUUUAGAACGGCAUGGCAAAUGACAUUUGGCAUUUGACAGCUGUAUCUAUCUGCCAAGACCUUUGGCCGGUUAAGAUUUGCUCCCAAAAUAUAAAACUCAAAUGAUGAUUACCCUCAGGGCCGUGCAGAGUGUUGGACUUUCCCCAAGUCCUACCCAUGCUCAAUAAGUCUGUCAGAGGUAGUAAAUAAUUUCAAUCUUUUUAUUAUCAAGUGAAUAAAGCUUCUUCAGAAUUCUGGGCUUUAGAAUAGCAGUCAAUCAGGUGAUCGGGCAGUCCGAAGCGCCGUACAUACAAAAUCACACAUUUUUAUAGACUUCUUGUCUCCACACUCUCAGAGCAUUUCUCCAGCAAAUAGCAGUCAAGGUGUCAUCCAUAGUGAGGUAGACCAGCUACACUUCAGGUUGUGUGCCUGCACAGAAACAUCCGAAAAAUAGGGGGGAGUGCAUGUGCCCAAGGAACAAGUUUUAAGUGCACCUUGCCUCUGCACGAACCUGAUUAUCCUUCACCUAUAAGAAUGUGUUGCCAGGGGCGCCGCUAGGGAGGGAUAAAUUAGAUCAAUUCUGAGGGCCCGCGCAUUUUGGAGGCCCUCAGAGAUAUUAGGGGCCCACGACCGCCCCACAAAACUUUCCCCCCUCUUCACUUUCGACCGCGAUUAUAUAUAGGUUUAGUAAUAUAAUAAAUCUUAAUCAAUAAUUAUCUGGCAGUUGCAAUUUGCUGGAGAACUACACACUUGUCAGAGUAACGAACUACAACACCCAACAUGCAACUCGCACACACUGGUUCCUGUUUCCCACUGAUUAUACUCGCACAGCUGGUAACUCAUCACAGACUGGUUAGCUGAACUUUAAAUUCCCCCCUCAGAUAGACGUUGCAAAGUCUUGUUUUUCUAGUGAAGCAAUUGAAUAGCUAUUUCCCUGUUUACCCUGCCUUGUCUUUUGAUCUUGGCCAGAUUUACCGUUCGUUGAUUCUUUGCUGCCUGUUCUGACCAUCUCCCUGUUUAUAACAACACUCUUUGGAUUACCCUCAUGCUCCUGUUUGUUUCUGUUCUGACCUUUGCCUGUUUGACUAAGCUUAAAGUAAACUGCACAUGGAUCAUCUCCGUUGUCCAGUGUUCUUCGUUACAGCUAGGUCAUGGUUGAGGUCUCUUUCCAGUUAGUUAUAGAGAUCUAAUAGAUCAUAUUCCAGCAACUCUAUGUACGCUAUAAAUAAAGCCAGGGCGCACAUUUGAUAUCCUCUGCAAUUCAAUUCACCUCUGUUCUUGUGUCAUUUAUCAAGUGCUCUUUCUAGUGUUGUAGGAUAUAUUUGAUAUAUUUUCAGGGUGAAAUGUCAAAGUAUAUUAGGCUACUCGAUUCAACUGGACUUAAUAUUUUAAGGCCUUAAAACGAUUUAAUGUCUCAAAAGAGUUUGAAUUGUUGACUGACUAGUAGUUUAUUUAUUUCGUGG
Danio aesculapii is the source of this 2867-nucleotide messenger RNA. RefSeq names its product gastrula zinc finger protein XlCGF26.1-like. Bases 159 to 1400 code for a protein of 413 amino acids. Gene Ontology annotation, molecular function: DNA-binding transcription factor activity; RNA polymerase II cis-regulatory region sequence-specific DNA binding. NCBI's taxonomy places the organism in Eukaryota, Metazoa, Chordata, Actinopteri, Cypriniformes, Danionidae. Gene Ontology annotation, biological process: regulation of transcription by RNA polymerase II. The transcript has 3 exons. The record is from RefSeq and is a predicted model, not a curated record.